CUAGCAUAAAUAUAUACACUCUGAAAAUGGGAUUAUUGGGUAAGUUGAUAUGCCAGACAAGCAUCAAGUCAGACGGAGAUGUGUUUCAUGAGCUCUUUAGCAGCAAACCGCACCAUAUACACACCAUGGCCUCUGAUAUACAGGGUUGUGAUCUUCAUGAAGGUGAAUUUGGAAAAGUUGGUUCCAUUAUCGUUUGGAAAUUUACCGUAGAUGGGAAGGAAAUGGUAACAAAGGAUAGGGUGGAAGCCAUAGAUGAAGAGGACAAAUCAGUGACUUUUAAGGUGAUUGAAGGAGAUCUCCUAGAGUCCUUCAAAAUCUUUGUCCUCACUAUUCAUGUUGAUACCAGUGGUGAGGAUAAUCUUGUGACAUGGAGCAUCGACUACGAGAAAGUGGACGAGAGUGUGAAGGAUCCCACAGAGUACUUGGACGUUGUGCUUCGUAUUACCAAGGAUAUUGAGGCUCAUCAUCUCUCAAUGUAACUCGUUCUAAAGUUUGGACCUUGCUAUAUUUUCCAUGCAGUCGCAUCGGCACAAUAAAAAAGGGCUUAGCAGGCACUUAUAAGGCGUUUGGUUUGCAGAUCGAGUUACUACUGAUCUGGUUGUUAUUCGGUUUUAUGGGUUACUUACAUGUAUUUAUAUUACACCUGUGAGGUCGUGUAUGGGAUAUUUCAAUCCAUUUGUAUUCUUUUCGAUAAUAAUACCUUCUUAUAUAUAAA
Molecule: messenger RNA, 715 nt
Organism: Daucus carota subsp. sativus
Lineage: Eukaryota; Viridiplantae; Streptophyta; Magnoliopsida; Apiales; Apiaceae
Product: kirola-like
Exons: 2
Coding region: 27-479 (150 amino acids)
Biological process (GO): defense response
Source: RefSeq, a predicted model, not a curated record